Messenger RNA from Canis lupus familiaris (dog), 763 nucleotides. RefSeq names its product C-C motif chemokine ligand 5 (gene CCL5). Gene Ontology annotation, molecular function: CCR chemokine receptor binding; chemokine activity. The record is from RefSeq and is marked provisional. Gene Ontology annotation, biological process: cellular response to tumor necrosis factor; immune response; G protein-coupled receptor signaling pathway. Gene Ontology annotation, cellular component: extracellular region. Lineage: Eukaryota; Metazoa; Chordata; Mammalia; Carnivora; Canidae.
CCCUUCAGAGGAUCCUGAGACAGCAGGUGGCUCUCCAUCAGCAGGUACCAUGAAGGUCUCCGCAGCUACCUUUGCAAUCCUCCUCGCCACUGCUACCUUCUGUGCUCCUGCCUCUGCCUCCCCAUAUGCCUCAGACACCACACCCUGCUGCUUUGCCUACAUUUCCGGCCGACUACCCUUCACCCACGUCCAGGAGUAUUUCUACACCAGCAGCAAGUGCUCCAUGCCAGCAGUCGUCUUUGUCACCCGAAAGCACCGCCAGGUGUGUGCCAACCCACAGAAGAAAUGGGUGCGGGAGUACAUCAACUCUUUGGAGAUGAGUUAGGAUGUAGGGCAUCUGGAACCUGAACUCAUGCAAACUUUCCUACUGCUUCUUGCUCUUGUCCUAUGCAGCUUGGGAGACCCUCACCAACCCCUACCCCCACCCCUUCCUGGGAGGGCACAGAUGCCACCACCCAGUAGCAGUUAUAAAAGUAGUAGCAGUUAUAAAUAAAAGCCUCCUCCAUCUAAAGUUUGCAAGAGCUCCGGAGGCUCUGCUUUGUGCACAGAAGGUCUCUAGGCUCUUGAGUUUCAGGCCUCUCAGCUUGACCCCAGCUCUGCAGUCAGGAAGGAGAUCAACAAGCCUCCAGAGACGAAGAUGGGAAGAAGACUGGGCUCCUUCGGCAAUGUCCCAUGGCCACAGCUAUCCUCUCAGCCCCUCACUGGGAAGGGCUGACUGAUAAAUGUGAGAAAACAGCUUUCCAUUAAAAUUCUCGCUGCAGUC